ACAGCUUUACUUCUUUAGAACAUCCUCUGGAAGCUAUUUAUGAAUAUGAAAGCAGACAGGAAGUCACACAAAGUCUCACAAAGGUUGAGGUAAGUUUGAUUAUAGAGCACUGUGAACUGGCUCACUACUGUCAUUCGUCUUCAAAGCCCUGUGAGAAUGUAAGUAACUCAAAAAUUCUAUUUUAUUUAUAGCAAUUAUAUAAUUGUAUUAAGCUUUUGUAGACAAAUACACACUGCAAGUAAUCUGAAAUAAAUAUAUACCCAAAUGUAUGUGAAUGCGUAAAUUAAGAGCAUAGCAUUUUUUGUUUGUUUGUUUUUUUGUUUGUUUUUUCCUCAAUUUUGCUCUCUAGAUGAAUUACGCAAAUGGUUCCUCCUCUGACGCAACCACAGCAUGUUCAGUCGAGUCGCAGCCUGCCCCCAUCUCUGUGCUGAUUUGCCUGGUCCUCGGGCUUGGGCUUCUCCUGAACAUCUUCAGCAUGUGGGUCUUCAAGUACCGCACUCCUGAGUGGAAGUCUGGAACAGUUCUCCAGUUCCACCUGGCCGUCAGCGAUCUCAUGUUAUGUCCUCUAGCACCCUUUUUAACAGUUUACUUUGCCCUGGGACAAUGGCCUUUUGGAAGUCUGAUGUGUCGGCUCAAGAUCAUCCUGUUGGUCACCCACUUUUAUGGUAGUAUCUUCUUUCUUACUCUCAUAAGCAUCCACCGUUACAUAUCUGUGGUCUACCACAGUCAGGAAUUCCGCAUGAAACAAAAGGACUUUGUGAAGAAACUUUGCGUAGGAGUUUGGGCUGUCGUGCUGAUUAAAGGAGUGGUGUGUAGUCUGGUUCUGGACACAAGCACAGAGGGGAAUCGCACGCUGUGUCUCAGCAUCCACCAGGAAACAUACAUCGAGGUGUAUUUUUUUACUAACUUCACUCUACUCUUACCCGGAUUCCUGAUCCCCUUCACAAUAUCACUGGUUUGCUACAGCCGCUUGGUAAGAUCCAUGUCUGGCAUCAACAUCUGCCAUCAGAAAGGCAAGCUCAUGAAGAGUAAGUCACUCAAAAUGGUGGCUGUUUGUUUGCUGAUUUUCGGAUUGUGUUUCACACCCGUGAAUGUGAUUCGUACUAUUAUCGUGGUGGUCAAGAAAUUCUACCCCACACACCGCUGUCUGCUUUUGCAAAUUGAAACAUCAUACUAUGUCUCCUGGAUCCUGUCUUCAGCCAACUGCUGUCUUGAUCCGCUGAUCUACUGCUUUGCCUCACAGAACUUUAAGACAGCCUUCCGCAGCUCACUGAGGAAAAUAGGAGUCAGAUUCCAAACAGCUCGUGAGGAUAUUGAGCAUGACAGCGCUCUGACCACACAUGUCAAUCCCACUCUUAGGACGAUUCAGAAGGGAAAUAUGUCCAUCACUCCCUUAUAAUUCCUGUACUUGAUUAUGCAUGCUAGAUGGAACACUCAAAAAAAGGGGACUUGUCACUCAGAUAGCCUUUAAGAAUACCUUUGACAAAAGAAGAAAUUGAAAUCAUUCUCAUGGCUGGAUCGGGAAGCUGUCGCAAGGUUGCGAUGGACUUUAACAGGAAACAUGGCAAGCGUAUCACACACGACACUGUUACCAAACUUAUUAACAAAUUCGAAAAGACUGGAAGUGUUGCGGACAAACCGAGAAGUUGAACGUCCAUGAACAUCCACUGACGAAUGCACAACCGACGUGGUGCUGGCGAAUGUAAUCCCCUAUGUAUGGAGACUUUUGGAACACUCUGUAGUUCAUUGCAUUCACUCUCCUAGGUGAAAGACACAUACUGAAAGUAUAAAGACAUAGCUUUGAGGGCCACAUCCAGUGACAGUUUUUCCCUUAAAAAAAGUAUUUUACUUUUCACUUGAAAAGCCAGGUGCUAGCUAACAGAUGAAGCUGCUAUUAUUCUGUAAGGAGGAAGAGCAGAAACUAUAACAGCAGGUUCUCAUUUGUAGAGCAGAAAUACUUGAAACCAAAGAGACAGUACAAAUAACUGACCCUUCAUGAUGUAGUGCAGGCCAUCACUGUGGUAUGUGAAGAAUACCUAUCAUUAGCUGUCAUUCACCGGGAUGCUAACGUGACCCUUUUUUCCUGACGUGGCACUGAUUUCACAUCCCUUUGACAAAGUAUAUUUUAAUAAUUACUGUAUUGUUUAAUUGUGGUAUUUUGUAUAUUUUAAUUUGAUAUACAUUUGUAUUGUAUUUGUAAAGUAUUUGUAAAGUAUUGUGUAUUAUAUAUAGAAAAAUACAUGAAUAUAUUUCUGCCAUAUUCUGCUAAUGGGACACUGAAGGCCUUCCUGCUCAAACUGAGUUAUUAGCUUGACUCCCACUGUAGCUUGACAUUCUAUAAUUAAAACAGUUAACAAUUUAGUAUUUUGAUGCUAUUGUAAUGUAACUAUUUAUGUCAUUGAUGCAUUCAAGAGCUCAUUAUAUAGCUCAUAGUGUUGCUAUAUCAAAUGCUUAUUUUCAAAAUACUUCCUUGAAAUGCUUUUAGAACUGAAAUGAAACUGCAUAACAAAUAAAGGAAGUUUUAUUCAUGCA
Molecule: messenger RNA, 2532 nt
Organism: Pangasianodon hypophthalmus (striped catfish)
Lineage: Eukaryota; Metazoa; Chordata; Actinopteri; Siluriformes; Pangasiidae
Product: lysophosphatidic acid receptor 6
Exons: 2
Coding region: 350-1399 (349 amino acids)
Biological process (GO): G protein-coupled receptor signaling pathway
Cellular component (GO): plasma membrane
Molecular function (GO): G protein-coupled receptor activity
Source: RefSeq, a predicted model, not a curated record